Pichia membranifaciens NRRL Y-2026 is the source of this 700-nucleotide messenger RNA. RefSeq lists its product as hypothetical. The record is from RefSeq and is a predicted model, not a curated record. The transcript has a single exon. Lineage: Eukaryota; Fungi; Ascomycota; Pichiomycetes; Pichiales; Pichiaceae. Bases 95 to 310 code for a protein of 71 amino acids.
UCAAAUCUCGUCUAGCCUUUUCCUACCUCAUCUUCCCAACCCACAGGCAUACUAUACUUGUGGCUGGUACUUCACACACAAAUUUAUCUCCGAGAUGUCGCUUUUUAUGGAUAUGAUAAUAGUGGCUUUUCUAAGUCCGGUAUCGAAUUACGUCAACAAUAAAAAGUGCGCAAUUCUGGAGAACUACAGCGGCGAAGAGGAAAGAAAAGCAUUUGCAGCACACUGGAUGGGGCAAACAGAAUUGUAUGGUGGUUUUGUCAAGAAAUAUCUUGGUUUCGAUGAAAACGGAGAAGGAGAAGACGAGGUUUGAUGUACCAUAUAAUUUUUACGACUGCUUUUGGCCUAAACUGUGGUUUUGUUUUAGAACCAAAAAGGCUACUUAUGUACUAUUCCCUGAUGAAAAAUUAAUAUUCACGAUAAAAUAAUUCAAAUAAUCAACAAAAACUUUGAAAUUAGGAGUGAACCUACCACCGUACCUUACCGUUGGUUUGGCCAGUAUUUUGAUACAUUAUGUUCAGGCCGCUCCAUUCUGUGUCUCCGCUGAUGUAGACUUUCACAACAGCCCUUACUGUCAUGUUGUUAAUCUUUCCAUCUCCCUUGAUGGCAUUCUCAAUAAUUUUCCAGCCAGCACUACCCGUGUUGGCGUACUCGACCUUCGCUCUUGGGCUUGUCCAAAUCCCUGACUCAACUUCCCAUAUAA